Molecule: messenger RNA, 1191 nt
Organism: Setaria italica (foxtail millet)
Lineage: Eukaryota; Viridiplantae; Streptophyta; Magnoliopsida; Poales; Poaceae
Product: ethylene-responsive transcription factor ERF034
Exons: 1
Coding region: 1-984 (327 amino acids)
Biological process (GO): regulation of DNA-templated transcription
Molecular function (GO): DNA-binding transcription factor activity; DNA binding
Source: RefSeq, a predicted model, not a curated record
AUGGGGAGCUGGAGCUCUGUCUGUCCGCUCACGCGUCGCUGUUACCCUACUGUUACGUACGCCCCUCUCCCCCUCCCUGCGGCGGCCUCCCUGCUACUUAUACAGCCAGCAACCCCCGCCCCCUUCCUCUCUCUCUCUGCAACUAACCACCAUAGCAUCUGCACCACCGCCUCUCCAUUUCUCUCAUACACGACUAGCUACUUGAUCGAGCUCAUCGCCUCAUCAGCAAGCCAUCUACGUCGUCUGAUCGAUCGUCUCGGUGUGGCAAUGAGCGACCUGAGCUCGGACACCUCGUCCACGUCGUCCUACUCCCCCUCCCCCUCCACGUCCUCCAGCUCCCGCGGCGGCGGAGGCGGAGGCAAGAAGCGGCCGCGCGAGCCCGCCGGCGACGUCCCGGCGUACCGCGGCGUGCGGAUGCGGGCGUGGGGGAAGUGGGUGUCGGAGAUCAGGGAGCCCCGCAAGAAGUCGCGCAUCUGGCUCGGCACCUUCCCGUGCCCGGAGAUGGCCGCGCGCGCGCACGACGUCGCCGCGCUCAGCAUCAAGGGCGCCCGCGCCGUCCUCAACUUCCCGGACCUCGCGCCCGCGCUGCCCCGCCCCACGUCCCUCGCGCCGCGCGACGUCCAGGCCGCCGCCGCCCGCGCCGCGCUCAUGCACCACAAGCACCAGAAAUCCGGUGGCGGUGGCUCCUCUUCCUCCUCGUCGUCGUCCUCCGCCGCGCCGGCCGCGGGUUCUGCGGCUGCUGCGGCGGACGACGCCCAACGAAGAACACCUGGCCCCGCUGCUCACCGUCACGACGACCCGGAGCCGGAGCCGAGCCGGGAGGAGCGGCAGCCGGCGCAGGUGGAGGUGGCCGAGCUGGUGUUCGACGAGCUGGCGCCGCUCUGGGUGGAGGACGUGGUGGAGUUCGGGCCGUCCGAUCACCCAUGGACGCCGUACGAUGGGCUCGACGCCGUCGGCUUCCAGCCCCUCCUGUGGGAGUACUAGGCUUCUCUUGUUUGUACAUGGGCUUCCCCUUUGUGGUUUGGCUUGUGAUUUUUUUACUAGUGCUGCUUCAAGUGUGUGGUUUUCAUUUCAUUUUUUUGGAUUUCGAGGUUGAUGUGGGGUAUAUUAGCUAGUAUGUGAAAGUGCGAGACUGAUGUAAAAAAAAAUGCGAGUUUUACAGUGACGCUUGCCGAUGUUAUGACCUCUCAA